AUGGCCGAUGGGACAGGCCCCGCACUCGGCCUCCCGGCCGAGGCGCUCUUCCUGCAGCAGGCGGCCUCGGCGCUGGCCGCCCUGGAUCGAUGGCUGGCGCUGGACAACGGCGCCGAUGUCCGUCCCCGCGUUGAGUCCCUGAUCACCAUCGGCUACCAGCUGGCCAACACGGCCCUGUGGUACGGCACGGCAACCGCCGCCUCCGGCGCGGUGAGUCUUGCCCAGCCGGACAUCAGCCCCCUUUACUCAGACGCCAUCGCCUCGGAGCUGCUGGUCUACAAAACCGGCCGCCUGAGUCGGCUCCUGAUCGGCCUCCGCAACACCCUCUCCGAGAUGAUGGCCAUCCAGCGGAGCUUGCGCUUGUCCCUCAGCGCGUGCCAGCACCAUGCCCUGGAUGUGACCCUCCGGGCGGACGCCGAUCCCGAGGUCCGCGCCUUCCGGAGCAGCACCCUGAGCCCGGUGCUGGCAUCGCUGGAGCGUGCGGCUGCCGUGCUGUUUGCCCUGAUCCCCCAGCGCCGGGGCUUCCUGGACACCAUCCCCCAACGGGUGGGGGCCCUGGCGCAACGAGCCGGUGCCCAGCCCUCGGCCGUGGCCUCCUUCGACUGGGCACCCCUGCCGGCGGUGGAAGAUGGCAAUGAUCUGUCCCCCGAUGGGGGGACCGCCAGCGCCGAGGCAGCGGCCCUGGACCCGCGCCUGCUGCACCCGAAGGCCCCGGACGAUGGGGGCCUCGGUGUGGCGCCAUGGCUCCCCCUGCCACGAGUCCUGGUCGACGAGCUCCGAACAGCCCUCCAGCAUGCGAGCGACACAUUGGCCUAG
Fonticula alba is the source of this 816-nucleotide messenger RNA. RefSeq lists its product as hypothetical. NCBI's taxonomy places the organism in Eukaryota, Rotosphaerida, Fonticulaceae. The record is from RefSeq and is a predicted model, not a curated record. The coding region runs from base 1 to 816 and encodes 271 amino acids. The transcript is spliced from 5 exons.